Messenger RNA from Trichomycterus rosablanca, 1065 nucleotides. RefSeq names its product ubiquitin-conjugating enzyme E2 A-like. The coding region runs from base 109 to 567 and encodes 152 amino acids. The record is from RefSeq and is a predicted model, not a curated record. Gene Ontology annotation, cellular component: HULC complex. NCBI's taxonomy places the organism in Eukaryota, Metazoa, Chordata, Actinopteri, Siluriformes, Trichomycteridae. The transcript is spliced from 6 exons. Gene Ontology annotation, molecular function: ubiquitin conjugating enzyme activity. Gene Ontology annotation, biological process: DNA repair; protein polyubiquitination; proteasome-mediated ubiquitin-dependent protein catabolic process.
CGUCCACAGGCCGAGGUGGGCUUUAAAUCUACAGCCGUCGAUAUUUGAUAGUAUUUUCGUUUUAAUUUAUAAUAACAACCCGCCUCGAAGUGUCGCCCACCAUUGAAGAUGUCGACUCCAGCCAGAAGAAGGCUCAUGAGGGAUUUUAAGAGACUCCAAGAGGAUCCUCCAGCCGGUGUGAGCGGAGCUCCUUCAGAGAAUAAUAUCAUGGUGUGGAACGCGGUUAUAUUUGGACCAGAGGGAACUCCGUUUGAAGAUGGUACAUUUAAGUUGACUGUAGAGUUCACUGAAGAAUACCCCAAUAAACCACCCACAGUCCGAUUCACCUCAAAGAUGUUUCAUCCUAAUGUAUACGCAGAUGGAAGUAUAUGUCUCGAUAUUCUGCAAAAUCGCUGGAGUCCCACUUAUGACGUUUCAUCAAUUCUCACCUCAAUCCAGUCAUUGUUGGAUGAACCAAACCCCAACAGUCCAGCCAACAGCCAGGCAGCCCAGCUGUACCAGGAGAACAAGCGCGAGUACGAGAAGCGUGUGUCGGCCAUCGUCGAGCAGAGCUGGAGGGACAGUUGACCUGUAAACUCUGCGUGGUUAUAGUUUAACCGAGUGAAUUGCAAAGCAUCUCGUUCCAGCUUUUAGCUUUCUCCUUCUCUCUCCCAUUUAAUCUACAGUUCCAAUGCACUUUAAUCUGCCCCCUUGCCCCACCCCACACACACGUCCUCCUCCACGUCUGAAGACUUGCGCUGUCCUGUUGACCAUCUGGUUUCACUGUUCGAUACGUAACCAAAUACAACGUUGGCCUGUUGCCAUGGGAACCUGGAGUGGUCAAAUCAAAAGCCUUUAAAAAAAAAAAAAAAAAAAGUGGAGUCAGAUAGCGUGGACUGACAUGAUACUGGCCUGCCGUUGUUUCAUUUGACCGUGCCUGUUUGGAACUGAAAUGUCCCACUGUUGUAUGCUGUAUGGUGUGCUGUUACAUGCCAGGAAGUGUGAUUUUUAUAUUCCAUAAUGUGUUGUAAACCUGCCUCUCAUGUACCAUAUUGUAAGAAUACACUUUAAAGUUCAUGUACAGUA